AUGUCCUCUGAUUCAUCAGAUCCUUUGUAUUGGCUUCGUGUCAUUCUCGCUUCAAACAGGGGUACUUUGAUGGAACUCGGUAUUACACCCAUUGUAACUUCGGGCAUGAUAAUGCAACUUCUUGCCGGUGCUAACCUCAUUGAGGUUGAUUUCAGCUUGAAAGAGGAUCGUGCUUUAUUUAGCGGCGCUCAAAAGCUUUUCGCUAUGGUAUUUGCUUUUGGCCAAGCCACGGUAUCCGUAAUGACCGGAUUGUACGGUGAUCCUUCUGAAAUCGGUGCUGGAGUCUGUUUGCUACUUAUCAUCCAACUCGUCUUUGCAGGCCUUAUUUCUAUGCUUUUAGACGAACUCUUGCAAAAAGGUUAUGGUCUCGGUUCUGGUAUUUCACUCUUCAUUGCUACCAACAUUUGUGAAUCUAUCGUUUGGAAAGCGUUCAGUCCUACUACUGUCAACACUGGACGAGGUCCUGAAUUUGAAGGAGCUAUCAUUGCUUUGUUCUAUUUGGUUAUUACUCGUAAUGACAAAAUUCGCGCUUUAAAGGAAGCCUUUUAUCGAACAAAUUUGCCAAACGUUAUGAACCUAUUGGCAACAGUGGUUGUUUUUGGCAUCGUCAUUUACCUUCAAGGUUUCCGUGUUGAACUUCCUGUUAAAUCUAAUCGAUUCCGUGCUUAUUUCAUGUCACCACCCCAUAGUAUUAAAGACGCACUUCUGGAUCCUAUUCAUACCGUUGUAUAUGUCGCAUUCAUGUUGACUGCAUGUGCACUCUUUUCAAAAACAUGGAUUGAGGUCUCUGGAUCUUCUCCACGUGAAGUAGCAAAACAACUUAAGGAACAGGGUAUGGUAAUGGCUGGCCAUCGUGAAACCUCAACAUACAAAGAGUUGAAGCGUAUCAUCCCAACAGCCGCAGCUUUUGGCGGAGCUUGUAUUGGUGCAUUGUCGGUUCUUGCUGAUUUGUUAGAACUACCCCAAUCAAAAGAACACCGGAUUGUGUUGGAUGUCAAAACCAGAUUUUUCGAUUUCUAA
Molecule: messenger RNA, 1020 nt
Organism: Racocetra fulgida
Lineage: Eukaryota; Fungi; Glomeromycota; Glomeromycetes; Diversisporales; Gigasporaceae
Source: the annotation of a GenBank genome assembly